Sitophilus oryzae (rice weevil) is the source of this 1774-nucleotide messenger RNA. Its product is annotated as neuroligin-4, X-linked-like. NCBI's taxonomy places the organism in Eukaryota, Metazoa, Arthropoda, Insecta, Coleoptera, Curculionidae. The transcript is spliced from 8 exons. Gene Ontology annotation, biological process: modulation of chemical synaptic transmission; chemical synaptic transmission; synaptic vesicle endocytosis. Gene Ontology annotation, cellular component: cell surface; synapse; postsynaptic membrane. Gene Ontology annotation, molecular function: neurexin family protein binding; signaling receptor activity. The coding region runs from base 23 to 1774 and encodes 583 amino acids. The record is from RefSeq and is a predicted model, not a curated record.
GACUCUUGGUGAGGCUAGUUUUAUGAAAAAUGCCAAAAUUAGUACGAGGAUCGUGCAAACGAGGUACGGCAGGCUGCAAGGACUGUUGGUGCCUAUGGAGGCGCACAGAUAUCUCAAACCAAUCGAGGUUUUUCUGGGGGUACCAUAUGCCACCCCGCCCGUCCAAUCAAAUCGCUUCAGUCCGACGCGCACCCCAUCGCCAUGGGACGGUGUUAGGGUGUCCGACAAAAUGGGCCCAGUUUGCCCCCAAAAACUACCGGAUAUCUCCAACGAGACGGCAGCACUGGAUCGUAUGCCCAAAGGACGAUUGGAGUACUUGAAGAGAUUGCUUCCAUAUCUGAGGAACCAGAGCGAGGAUUGUCUGUAUUUGAACAUAUUCUCACCGGCACAAGUUUCAGGUGAAGCCCGCCAUCCUGUGAUAGUCUACAUCCACGGCGAGUCGUUCGAAUGGAAUUCUGGGAAUCCCUACGAUGGGAGCGUUCUGGCCUCCUACGCCGAUCUAGUCGUAAUUACGUUAAACUAUAGAUUAGGAAUAUUAGGUUUUUUAAACGCAAAUCCUGCCCCUCAUCUCAAGGCUCGAGUGGCCAACUAUGGUCUCAUGGACCAAAUUGCUGCCCUACACUGGAUUCAACAGAAUAUAGCUCUGUUUGGUGGUGAUCCAAACAACGUCACCUUGGCAGGUCAUGGUUCUGGAGCAGCAUGCAUCAAUUUCCUCAUGAUAUCACCUACAGUGAUGCCUGGGUUGUUCCAUAGGGCCCUAUUGCUGUCUGGAUCAGCACUGUCAUCAUGGGCAUUAGUGGAAGAUCCCGUGAACUACGCUGUAAAGUUGGCCAAAGAAGUGAACUGCACUAUACCUGAUGACGUCGGUAAAGAUCACGAGCAGAUUGUGGACUGUCUGCGAGAGACUCCCUUGGGGGAGCUUCUAGAGGCCGAAGUGACACCUCCGGCUUAUUUAAGUGCAUUCGGGCCAAGCGUUGAUGGUGUGGUAAUCAAAGCCGACUUUGCCAAAGAACUCGUCACCUACUUCAAACCCCAAGACCUCCAAAGCUUCGUAGGCCCCGUCAACGCCAACCUCAAACGCAGCGAGGCCACCUUGGUACCCAAAGGCAGCAACCCUUACGACCUUCUUUUCGGCGUGGUAACCGGUGAAGCUCUUUGGCGCUUCUCCUCCAACGACAUCCAAGCAGGCUUUGAGGGUGAACGUCGCGACAAGAUCAUACGGACCUACGUGCGUAACGCCUAUACGUAUCACCUGAGUGAGAUAUUUUUUACUAUUGUGAACGAGUACACGGACUGGGAGAGGACGGUGCAGCACCCGAUAAAUACUCGUGACGCUUGCGUAGCUGCGCUGAGUGAUGCGCAGUUCGUUGCGCCGUUGGUGCAGACGGGGGAUUUGUUGAGCGCGAAGCCGCCGCAGACUGGACAGGAAGCUACCGGACCUAAGACGUUCUUUUAUGUGUUUGAUUAUCAGACAAAGGAAGGAGAUUAUCCACAGAGAAUGGGUACUGCCCAUGGGGAAGAGCUACCUUAUAUGUUCGGUGCUCCAUUAGUGGAUGGCUUCAAUCAUUUUCCAAAGAACUAUACUAGAUCUGAGUUAGCUCUUUCGGAAUCGUUUAUAAUAUUCAUUGCCAACUUUGCAAGAACUGGGAAUCCUAACGAACACCACAAACAGGAACCGGUUCUGGCCGCGUCGAGGGAGAGGAACAGGUUCAGAACAAUCGUGUGGGACGAAUACGAUCCAGUACACCAAAAAUACCUGGAAAUUGGUGAGUAG